Megalopta genalis is the source of this 13467-nucleotide messenger RNA. It is a transcript of the gene Ptp69D, whose product is annotated as Protein tyrosine phosphatase 69D. Gene Ontology annotation, biological process: protein dephosphorylation. Gene Ontology annotation, molecular function: protein binding; protein tyrosine phosphatase activity. Lineage: Eukaryota; Metazoa; Arthropoda; Insecta; Hymenoptera; Halictidae. The record is from RefSeq and is a predicted model, not a curated record.
GUUCGCAUUUGGCGGCGUACCGUUCGUCGAGCCGAGCAGAGCCGAGACACCUACGUGCAACGACAACGACAACCACAUACAUAGAACGUACGCGAUCGCAUAAUGCGAUUCAGUUUCGCUGGCGCUAUUACGGGGUGAGAUUCGCGUAGUGUGGUCGAGAAAGCAUCUCUUUCUCGGAGAGAAAAGUGCGUCGCACGUUGAGUGCGAGGCGUGAUAUGAAACAGUGAGUCUCCGGAGCCGUGAUUCGAAUGGACAGGCGAGGCAAUCCGCGCGUCAUGGGAUUGUGAAAGGAAUCGGGAGCGUGCACGACGGUGGCAGGAAGUGGGAAAAAGGGCCAGGGAUACAACGCUCACGCCCGGUUGUCACGACGCCAUGUUUCCCCGAAGUGGUCGACCGAUGUCGAGUAUUCGUUUGACGGUGCUCUGCUUUUUCGUACUCGUCGUUGCCGGCCAUGACGAACCCGGUCUAGAGAAAAUAGAAGCUACCGAACGUACAAAUGAAAAUCCCUCAGCCCUAGAAAUCACAGCAUCUCAAGAUUUAGAAGGUAUAGAGGCUGGUAGCACACCUUCCUUAAUAUGUAAACUCAAUGUACCGGGUCAAAUAUGGUGGACCAGCAAUGGAAAGAAUCUUACAACUAUUAAGGACUAUGAUGCUGGAGGACGUUUGGAUAUUAAACAAGCUAACAGAAAUGACACAGGAGAUUACAAAUGCAUGGCACAAACAAUGGAUGGAAAACUAUUGGAGAAGGGCAUUCAUAUCAGAAUCAUUGAGCCAGGUAGAAUAACGCCAGAAGACGAUAUCAGGGCAAAAGUAUCAGAAUCUACCAACCUGACUUGCCACAUGCACGGUUAUCCGUUAUCCCAGUUCUCUUGGACAAAGAAAAACGAUUCAGAAAGCACAGAAUACUUAAAAGACUACAUGACUGUAACUCAGAUAAACGAAACCUACAUCAUAUUGACUUUAGAGUUCACAAACCUGGAUCACAAAGAUAACGGGACCUAUAUUUGCAAAGCACGCGAUUACAAUAGCGAGAUCAGCGCGCAAAGACACCUUUUUGUGAUCGAUGUGCCGCAAGUCAGCAUUGAUUUUAUGAAAGCCGUUGGUGCUGGAAGUGUAUUUCUUAAUUGGACCGUGAACGACGGAAACGAGCCGAUUAGAGCGUAUUUCAUCAAACACAUGAAAAAUGGAACCGAUCAGGCUCAAUAUUACCUUGAACAAAUCGGGGGUGACAUCUCUAGUUACGUUUUAAAAGGAUUCCAAAGCGGGACGGCGUAUCAAUUUGGAAUUGAAGCGGCAAACGCUGUUGGUCAAUCACAGAGUGGUCUCGAUCCACGAUGGAUCACUACUCUUAAGAAAGAUCCUAUAUUCGUGCCAAAAGUCUCUGUGAACGGUGUCACGGAGAAUUCGAUUACGUUACGUUGGACCGUACCGCCGCCAGAUUUAAGAGAGCACGUGCAUUAUUAUAAUUUAAUGGUAACACACGAAGAGCAAAAGAAAGAAGCAGUGUACCCAGCAGAAUCGUUCGCCGUGUACGCGUUCGUAGAUCUUAAUCCUGCCACCACGUAUAAAUUCAAAAUUGCUGCAUGCAGCGAGUACACGAAAGAGUGCGGGAACUGGAGUGUCGAAGUAAACGGCACUACUCUAGACGGAGUGGCUAGCCCGCCUCAGAAUCUAACUGUCAACUGCAAGUUCAAUAACAUAAGUAGCUCUAGUUUCAUCUCCAUCACAUGGUUUCAUCCGCAGAAACCAAACGGAGAGAUCACUCGUUACAACAUCAAAUUGGAGGGUACUGCCAGGUUUAAAAAUGAAAUGGGUCGAUCGGAUAUCCAUAAUUGGGGCCCGCAGACUUGGAGCGUUUAUAUGCGGAACAGUACAGAUUACAAUCAGAUUCCAGCCAACACGAAUUACACGGUUUACGUGCAUGGUGUGACAAGGUCUCGUACGCCGGGAAAGGACGCUGUGGGUAAUUGCACGACACCGGUUACCAUUCCGGACAAAGAUAGCCUGAACAUGCGAUCUUGGCGAAAGAUCGAGAAUGAGGGUAAGCAGCUGUUCAAGCUGCACCUCCCGCGCAUUAGCGAGAGAAACGGUCCCAUAUGUUGCUAUCGAGUCUAUCUAGUUAAAUUGGCGCCGCAGAAAAGUGUGUCAGACUUACCGCCCCCCGAGGAAAUCGGCGUGUAUUCGUACCAGUAUGCCCACAGCUCGCCUUCCGGUGGCGCUUACAUUGCCGAAACGUUUGACAGCGAUCGAUUGGUAUCCGAGAUCUUCCUUGGUGAUGGCGAAUCGUACAAUCGUAGCUCUAUGUGCGACAAGUGCAUUGGACUGCGGCCAAAAGCUGCUCCACCGGUAUUGCAGUUUGUCCCUGAAGAUCAGACAACUAUAGCGUCGGUUAACACAACCCCAGUGGCAACCACAACACCGGUGACAACGACUACGACAGCGUCAACCACUACCACCACAACUUCUACCACAACCACAACUACUACCACUGCUCCUACGACUACUACCACCACCACCACGACCACCUCCACCACAACUACAACCGCUGCUCCGACUACAACUAUUGUACCUACAAAAAUAGAGACAACUACGCCAACUAUAGAGAACAAGAACCGAACAGAAAAUAUAGCAAGGAGGAAAAGAGACAAUGUGGUCACUCAAAGAACAAAGACUGUCGAUGGAGCAACUGAAGUACAAUUUCUUACUCCACAGGAUGGCUUUCUGGACGAGGAGGCUAAUUACACCGGAUUCGUUGAAGUCAUCGUGUUUGGGAAUAAGGAGAAUCAAUUUCUGCCAGCCUACAGCAACUACUUCACUCUUCUUUACGGAGGGCUGGAUCCCAGAGCCGCGGAUUCAUCGGAAGUGAACACUCUCAGCGUGAUUCUACAAAUCUCUGUCGCGCUCAUGCUAAUCAUCAUCAUCCUUCUCAUCGCGCUUUGUAUAUUACAUAGGUAUACGAAGCGGGCGCAACAGAGAGGCGAAGAGAUAAUCACGCUGAGAAAUAGUUUCAGGCAUCUGUGCAGGAGUCUUAGGGGAAGGCAUCAACUCGUCGCUGCAAGUCCACCAGAUAUGCCACCGAUUCCCAAAAGCGAGCUUCUCCAGGCUUACCUCGAGCGACACCGUGAUUCCGACUAUGAUUUUCUCGAAGAAUUCCAAUUACUACCGGACGAGUUCACCGACCGUACCACCAGGGCUUCCGAGGCUCGCGAGAAUCUGUACAAGAAUCGUUAUCCGGACAUUAAAUGUUACGAUCAGACCAGGGUGCGUCUGGCGCAAGUGGACGGCAUCGCUGGGUCCGACUACAUUAAUGCCAACUUCGUACUCGGCUACAAAGAGCGCAAGAAAUUCAUCUGUGCUCAGGGUCCGAUGGAGAACACUGUCUGCGAUUACUGGAGAAUGAUCUGGGAGCAGCAUUUGGAGCUAAUACUCAUGUUAACGAACUUGGAAGAAUAUUCGAAAACGAAAUGCGCCAAAUACUGGCCGGACAAAGGCGAGACCAAGAACUUUGGAGAUAUCACGGUCGAACACAUUAGAGAAAGGGCUUACUCCGAUUACGUUGUUAGAGAGUUAAAGAUGACGCGACUGGGUGAACGGGAUGCUCGCACUAUCGUUCAGUAUCAUUUCUUGGUCUGGAAGGAUUUCACGGCUCCGGAACACCCGCAUGCGGUGUUGAGGUUCAUAAAAAGAGUGAACGAGGCCUACUCUCUGGAAAAGGGACCGAUUUUGGUGCACUGCAGUGCUGGUGUAGGACGAACUGGGACACUAGUAGCGCUGGAUUCUCUAUUACAACAGCUGGCUGAGGAGGGUCAAGUGUCGAUAUUCAACACAGUGUGCGACCUGAGACAUCAGAGGAAUUUCUUAGUGCAAUCGCUGAAACAGUAUAUUUUCAUUUACCGUGCAUUAAUGGAGAUGGCUCAAUAUGGGGACACCGAGAUUCCGACUUCGCAGCUGAAGGCUACCAUCGCUAAACUACGACAGAGGGACAAUGGCAAAGAGAAAUGUAGAAUGGAGGAGGAGUACGAUAAAAUCAAUUCCAUGUUGGAGGACAGAAAAUCCUUUUCUGUGGGUGGCGGAGAAGAGAACAAGAGCAAGAACAGGAGCGAGCUGAUAAUACCAUACGAUAGAAACAGAGUGAUUCUGACGCCUGUUCCUGGUAGAGAGCACUCAACGUACAUAAACGCCUCGUUCAUCGAAGGCUAUGACAAUUCAGAGUCGUUUGUCAUCACUCAGGACCCACUGGAGACCACCAUAGCAGACUUCUGGCGUAUGAUUUCUGAACAGUGCAUUUCCACGAUAGUUAUGCUGUCCGAUUUGAACGAGGGUCCUCGAAAGUGUCCACGAUACUGGCCAGACGACGACGCAGUCUACGACCACAUAAGAGUCAGAUACAUCCAGAGCGAGAGCUGUCCCUAUUACACUCGUCGCGAGUUCUGCGUUUCUAACACCAAGACCGACGAGAACGUGGUCGUGACACAGUACCAGUACCAUGGAUGGCCGACAGUCGAGGGAGAAGUACCUGAAGUCACCCGCGGUCUCAUAGAAUUGGUGAACCAGACUCUGACGAGCGACACAGAGUCGAGCGGAUCGUUGGUCGUUCAUUGUAGCUUCGGAUCCGACAGGAGUUCCAUGUUCGUCGCUCUUAGCAUAUUGGUGCAGCAGCUGCGGACCGAGAAACGCGUGGACAUCUUCACGACGACGAAGAAGCUGCGCUCGCAGAGACACGGCAUGAUCAGCACUUUCGCACAAUACGAGUUUCUCCAUCGUGCUAUAGUGAACUACUCGGAUCUGCACAAUCUGGCUGACGACGAGCCAGCGUCUUAAUACCGCAAGUCAACGUGAGAGGCCGGAAGACCUGAAUCAUGAUCGGUGAACGUGUGUGCAGAGAAACAUUUCGCGUACAAUAAGUGUUUUGGGAACGUAUAAGAAUGCUCAAGGAAACGUAUAUUGGGCCAACCAAAGAAAUCGCUAAUGUAUUGGUGACUAUGAUUAUAGAACCUCCACCGAGCUAGACUGACCUUGUACACAUUCACGCAAGAGACUGCAAAACCUUCGAUUUAGGUAUGUGUACCGGAAGAGACACUUUGCGUACGAUACGGAAUAAGCCGUAAAGAGACCGCACAUUAUCAAGCUCGUACGAUCAAAGCUGACCGCGCAACAUGGGUCGACGAUGGUCUAUGGAUUAACCAAGAUUUUAAUUGGUUGCUCCUAUAGUGCGGCGCAGUGAUGACUCUCGUGAUACCACGGUCGGGACAGCUGUUGUAAAGCUGUUCGAAUAACUUGUUUUUAUUAUGCUGACGGAGAGAGUGUGUUAGGAUUUUUGUGACCGGGAUGGAACGUUGGAGACAGCACUGGCGCAAGUAGAAAAAGUGCUUCUCCGUUUUAAAUUAACGAGUAUGAAUAUUCGGUGCACUAGUGAAACAAAUCGAACAUAUUUGUAUGACGUACGAAUAAUCCGACGUGUGGACCAUACAGCUUCGCCGGUUCAAUGUCCGGUAGUGUCCUCGUAUCGCGUGUACAAUACCGAGACUUAUACCAAUUAAAUGAAAAGUCCAUUGAGGCUGUAAUCCAUAAAAGUCGAGAAACUUUUAUGAAUUGUAAUAUUGAAACGCGCGCGCGCGCGCGCGCGCGCGAUCUGUGAACGCGAUCAAACACGGAACGGCGAAGCUCGAUGUGGGUUUAAGGCUGAACUUGAGCUCCCCUUGUAUUCUUCCAAGCUCGACAACAAGGAGAGAUCAGACGCUACUACGAUCUAUCUUAUAUUACGAUAUUACACUAACAAUAUCACGCACCCAAUGUGUGUUAGUUUUGUCUGUAAGAUACAGUGUCAUAUACAUAGGAAGCGUGUGCACACGCGUUUAGCGGCGGCGCUAACCUUUCUUGUCUAAAAGAGAAGACUGAUGUAAUCGUAUUCAGUUUCGACAAGCACGAAAAAAGUGUUAACGAAGGCCUGGAAAACGGUGUCCGGACUGCUGUGAAUCGUAAUGCACGGAGAAUCAUUUUUUUACUUUUACAGAACGCAAGAGAAUUUGAAAAGAUAUGUCUGUACUCUGUGUGUGUGGAUGUACAGCAGGAUUAGGAGAUAGGCUCUCGGUUAGGCAUUGGUAGACACUGGCAGUUCUUGGUUCUUGUUAAUAGCAACCAGAAAACUAAUGUAUAGUAGUACCGUUUAACCGUUGAUUUUCACGUUUCACGAGGACGAAAAAGAACAAUUGUCCGCAAAUGUAUUACUCCUCUUAAUCAUUUGUAUAAGUUAUAGGUAACAUAGAUUCCUAGUAAAUUAAUAGCUCGUCAAUUGCCCGAUGAAUUUGUAUUAUUUGAAACUGGAGAGCUGUCCGUCUGUGCCAGUGUUCCGUUUGGCAGUCGACGACGUUGAAACGGAAAAAGAAAUGAAACUAUGAGAUUAAUGUGAAUAAGGAAAGACACAAAAAUUGGAAAUUUCGUAAACCCAGCAUAGAUUGCAUUCGGUUCGCACCCUCGUUCAUUUCUAGUCAAGCGAUGUUAACUCCGGCACGCGCGCUGCUGAGCUAUUCACUUAUGGCAGGGGACAAUCACAUUGAUGUUCUUUUUUUGGUUUCGUGAACCACGUCGGUCGUCAAAUGUGUUACUUUUCUUUUCCGUGUAUUGUUCCUUUUCUCUCAUCUUUCUUCCGAUAAAUCAAUCUCCAUUCCAUUCCGUGCUAAUUAUUAACACACGUUCCCCGCUCGAUGUACAUGUGUGUAUAACAGGGCCCAUUACUCGAGAAUUAAUUAAGUUUGCUAGUUCGCGCUUCGAUUACGUUGUAAUCGAUAGAUAAAUCUAAUAAGAAGAUCGCGUUUAUUAUUCGCCUGUAAUUAUACCGUUACUACUCGCCUGUCGCCUGUUGCUUACGUAUUAACGACAUAAUCAUGACAAUAUUUUCGUGUUUAUACCCAUGACACGCUUGUCAGACGUACAAAUGUACAAGGUGUUGGACCACCCAUAAGUGGUGUGAAUUUCCUUUUAUGUUUUUGGAGACGAUUAAAAUUAUCUAUGAAAUUCUUUCCCAAUAAAUUGCAAGGAAAUAUUUAUCCUCGUUUUCCAUAACUUACAGAUCGGAGACUAACAAUAUCGAUUAUGUUUUCGUAUUUUAUAUCCAAAAAAAUAAGAAAGGAAGUCUGCUUUAUUUAUGGGGCUAUCCCGAGGCAAGCCAAUUUCUGUUCAUUCUGAUGCGAGCAUCGUCGCAGAUAAAAGAGUUCAGAAAUGAUUUGAAUCGGUUACGAAUACGCGAAACGGUCAAGAAGUCACUCUACGCAGAAAUUUUCAUACUCAAAUCGAUUCCAUGCUACAUACUUCUGUUUAGAUUUUUAUAUUUGUACAUAGAUAUUUAUAUGUGUAUAUUUCACUAGAAUUUUGUGAUAAUACAAUGCUUUCUAAUAUCACGUCAUUAUUUUGUUUACGGUACAUUUUUAUGUCGGACACAGCCAAUCCUCGCAUAACAUGUUCAUCAUCUUCCAACACAAUUACCGUAUUACGCAAUACGCUGGAAGUUGCUCCAGAAAUUGUCAAAUCUGGCGCGUUUGUACCAAUUUACAAUUUUAGCUUCUUUUUAUCGAUAUAAUAUUGGAGUAAAAAUACGACGCUGUUAUUUUGAAUUUUACUACGAUUUUUAUUAUCGUUUAUAAUUAUGAUAAACUUUUUUACGAAUGUACAGAUACUCUUAUGCAGAUUUUUUCGACCGUGUUGUGCGGGAAUUAUCUGUUCCACAAUUGCGACAAGUAAUUUUGAAAGAUUUUGUACGACUCGACAGAGAGGUUUUUUAAGAGAGAGAGAGAGCUAAAACAAUACGCACAACAAACGGAUACAAAGGUCUAGCGAAUAAUUCGAUAUUGCAUAGGACGUAGACAUAUCGUUGAACGCAGAGAAGCCGAGAUGUUUUUUUUUUCAUUGUACAACUAAUCCAAGAUUCUCUGGAUUUCUUUUUUCUUCUUCUGUAGCCGAAAUUGCGUUCGCUCGCAAAAUCGAAACCGUCUCUACACCUUUUAUUUUCUGCAUUGUUACGUUACACUAUCAGUGAGAAAACAAGCGAUGUUUAAGUACAGAACAAUAACUGUGUUAUUUAUGGAGUCUGCGAUUUUAUUAUUUAAUAAGGACUACACGCUCGAUGGUGGAACGUACUUUUACGUGCAUACACGGCGAGAAAUGCAUAACACAGAACGAUAAUUGUGACCGAAAAAAAAAAGAAAAGAAGAACUGUUCUUUAGGUAGAAUUAAGAGAUUCGUAGCCUCGUAAAUUAAGUUACAUGUAUUGUUCUUGUUAUGCAUGCUGAUUUUAUAAUAGUAUGUGUAUAAAGAAAAGCAUCGACAUUUUUACAGCCAGUGUACGAAUUAAAAGGAUUAAAAAGCAUUGUUGUAAAUUGACGCAUACGAUCUUCAUUUUAUCAUUGUCUUUUUUAAGUCGAUCAGGAUCGGUACGCGUUUUUCUAUGAUUUCCAGUCGCGUCGACGAUUAGAGCAGAGACUUUGUUAUUUUCUAAGGCAACAUGUACAUUGAACAAUGUAAGCAUGCUAUUGCGAACGUACCAUCUUGCAUAAGUUGAAGCUAGCGACAGCGUUCAGGUGUCAUUUCGAGGUAAAUGGCAGGAAUACGAUAACCAGGAACACAAAUAUACUGCGAGAUUAUAAUUAAAUUGCGGCUGUUUACGCGGAACUAUUAUCUUUGCAAAUUGAUUUACAAAUUUGAGCAAAAGUUGAAAAGAAGUUUCAUUUCGAUUCGACCGAGGAUAGGAAUUUUAUUAGAACUUUUAUCCGACGUUCUCUGUACUCGGUCAUGCCAUAAGUGCAUAAACGCCUGCAGUCUGAUUAUAAUGGAGCAUGUCCUGUGAGAACGUGUGUACGAUGUUUGUAAAUUGUGGCUACUCGAUGAAUUACGAUACUGCGAAUACGAGAUUGCGGCGCGACCGAAAAACGAUUCCAACGAACGAAAAUGAAUUUGUUAACGGAUGGGAAUCGUUAUUUUCAAGGAAACAUCUGCCGACACGUCUCAUCGAUUCACCGCGCUCUCGUAAAGGUGUUUCGCAAAGCAUAAUAGAAAGCUGUCGGAAGCUGAUAGCCGAUUAAUUGCACGGUAAUGUGUUCUAUUCCGGUCGGAUGUCAAAAUACUUGUGACAAAGCAGUUUUUACGAUUUUUGAUACACGAAACGAAUUUUGAAACGGCAUCGGAGAUAAGAUAUUAUCGUCAAGGGCAUUCGAUAUGCUUGGAUAUCAUUUUUCAUAGUUCUUUAAUCGCUGUUUGUACUUUUCGAUUCGUAGACACUUGUUCGGGAAGACGACAACGUGGCACGCCGUUCCGUUGCGGAGACGAUGCGAUGCAUCUGUUUGUCGUUUCACGAAAACUUCGAACAAUUUUGAUAUAAACACAUUUUUCAUUGUCCCCGCGACUAGACAUACGCUAGGUACAAUUUUAUAAAUCGAUAUUUCGAACAGCUCUUUAUUGCGAAGUCCCAGAGAUAUUGUACUUUUUCUGGUCUGCACUGCGUUGUCUCAUUAAAAACGACCGCCGAUCGUACUGUUACUCGCGUUUACAGUUCAAACGAAAGAAUUGAAUCGUUCUUUUUCAAUUAUUCUGUGUUCGCUUGUCGUGUCGAGUCACAGAAUAUCGAUUCUAAAAAACAUUCUCUCGCUUUGUUCUAGCAAAAUACUCAAAGUAUCGCUCUCUAUUUUCUCAAAAUUGUUGCACCAACUUGAAAGACCUCUCGCGACAAAAUAGUUAUUAAUUUCUUUGGAGUUUUCGUACAUCGAACAACAAACAAAUUCGCUUCUCUGACCCGGCACGCGAGACUCGAAACACGUACACGAGCACAGAUACGUUCUCUUUCUAAUAUACAGGGUGUCCCCCGUUCGCCGUUAUCACCAGUAUUUUGGCCGCACGAGAUGAAACAAAUCGAUAGCCGCCUACAGAAAACUAUCCGAUGACAAUAUCAAAGCGACGAAACACCGUGUUGUAAAGCGACGAUUCGAUCGGGACACUUUGCGUAUAGAAAACCAGUGGCACUUGCUAACGUUCCUGUGAUAUUCUAUGCGACUGACGCGUUCAAAGUGUGAAGGAUCGCAUUAAUUUUUGUACAACCGGCGAUCGAUGGUCGCCGGUUUUCUAUACGAUCGAUCUUGUACUUUUGUAACGCGUAACUUUUCGUUCGAAUUUACGAGAUCUCUCGGGAACCGUUUACCAAUUUGAUACGAUUCGAUAUACUUCGAUUUUUAAGGACCUUUUAUAUCAGGAUACUCUCUCGCGGGUGUUAGGCGAAUGUAGCUGCGCGUUUUGCGAACAAUCCUUGCAGAAAAUGUUGCCGAAGCAGUUGUUAUUAAUUAGCGUUCUUCAACGAUACGAUCAGAAAGAAAGAGGCGAAUCACGUUUCCUCCGAGACACCUUGUACACGGAUCGCUUCGUUUUCGCGUAUCGCACAAUAUUUGAUCGUUACCGUCGAGUCGUCGAACGAUCCUAAUUUUAUUUAUCGACGAAACAAACGAUACACCUGUAUAUCUUCGAUAUCGAUUAUACAUUUUCCUCGCGAUUCUCAGCGAUUCUAUUGCCACUGAUCGGGUAGCUCGAUUACGACGAAUCGUUAGGACGAUGAAAAACGCGUCGUUACGCUUUGUUCGCCAAGAUGGUAAUCGUUUACUACUCGACCCUAAUACUUUCUCAAUCGUUUCCAGUAACGUUUCCGGUAUAGUUCGGUCGAGAAAAGCGUAGAAUGGAAAAUGGAACGUUCUGUGUACAUUCUGUUCGUUGAAACAUGAUUUUCUACGACCGAAGGUCUUCUCGCAUUUAUCGGUUUUUACGAACGAGACUGCUUAUCCCGUAGGCGUAGCAAUAAACUAAUUUACAUAGCUUACGAUUAGAUAUCUCUGUAUAGGCGUUGUUAUACCGUAAUUUAGAUCGCGGCGUGUUUGAUCUUCGUUUGACGAUGACCGAGCGAUGAUUGCACAGGCUGAAUCACGACGCGCGCAAAGCGAACUUCAACGUCUCGCUCGUUAUCGACGAUAGUCAACAGCGUCGACGAUACAUGUUACAGCGAGCAAGACAUAUUUCCGGAGAUCCCAGAAGGUCGUUGGAACGGUCUACCACACAAUGUUCUCCCCCGAGAUUUUCUCUCUGCAGGGUGUUCCGUCAUUGCGUUAACGCCUGGAAAGCGGCGAUUCCUGAGGUCGUUCGAAGUAACUUUUUCCUCGGCGAAAAUGCAAUCCGCGGCUUCGUUUACGAGUUAUCGAUGAAAAACGCUGUCCAAUGAGAGGCGAGCUUGACCGGAGCUAGGCGGAACCGGGAUUCGACGGCUCGUCGGCUCGACCCGCCUCCCGUCAGCCGAGCUCGCUUCUCAUUGGCCACUGUUUUUCGUUGAUAACUCGUAAACGAAUCCGCGGAUUGUAUUUUCGCCAAGGAAAAAGUUACUCGAAAUCACCUCAGGAAUCGUCAUUUUUUGGACGUUGACAUAAUUAUGCGACAACCUGUUCUGUCAAGGGCAAGCGAGAUAUCCGAGGUGAUCGAGUCGUUCACCCUGUACAAUUUGUUGACGCGAAAUAGCGUGCCAGGCGAAUGUUACGUUUUUGACGAGCCAUCGAGGUGCAUCGAUGCUUUGUUGUUUAGUUGUAGCCCUCCGCGACGACUAAAUUUCUCCUCCAUCGAAGACGGUUACCGCGUUCGUUGAACCAUCGACUUUUUCGGUGCACAGUCCUCCGCUUCCGGCCGCGUCUCGAAUCUCCCGCUCGUGCCGAUUCUCGUCGGAUGGAAAAAACGCAUUUCGGCCUAUUUUUUCACCAAAAAUUUCAAUAGAAGAUCGCCGGAAUCUCCAGGCUACGAUACCGUCGACCGCGCGUAAAUCGGGGACGAAUCUCGCGGCGUCUCUGUCUCGGAAGUCCCUUGGAAAUUGCCGUUUCGAAUCGCGAUAUAUCCUGCGAAAAUCGAAGACAAGAUAAUAGAGAAUUUCUCGAUGAAUUCUACGGUCGUCUCGAAACAAAUUAUCAGGAUUUCCGUAAGGUGGAAAAUCCGAAAAAGGAUCGAAACACGUUGAAAACCGAGCGUCCGGCAAUGAAAAUAUCCUGGGCAACUUUUCCGGUACGGAAUUCUCCGCGAUAUCCAUAAAUCUCGGAGGGCAGGGAUCGCGUUCGCACAGCGGAACGGCGAUUAGGUGAACCGUGAUCCAAUGGUUUCGCACUUGGAGCCUCGAGGUCGAACGGUGCCGAGCGACCGGAAGCGGAAGAAUCAGCGACACGCGACCAAGUUCAAAUCGAUUUGGCGGCGAUCCUCGUUCCGUCUCGACCGGAACGACGUAUCUCCACGUUUUUUGUACCUUUCGAGGAAAACAGGAAGAAAACCAAGAAAAAAAGGGGAACGAGAACAUAGAGAGAGAGAGAGAGAGAGAGAAGACGAAGAUAAAUUAGGGCCUACCACCGCCGUCACCGUGAAACACGAUUCGUCGUCUCGCGAUUUUUGUAAAUUAGGAACCGUACCCGCGUGAUACUGCCAAGGAUCGACGCGAAUUUGAAAACGUCGCCGCGUAUCCCCUCGUCGGACUGCGGAAAAUCGCGUGCGUUCCGUCGCGUUCGAGUCACCGUAGAGAAAAAAAAACACCGCGAAAAAACGAUCGGCUUCUCUUUGAUGCGCGCGACUGUUCGCGUGGAAAAAGACCGAGCUAAAAUUGACGCGCUAAAAUUGUUGAGAAUAGCAUCGUUGGAAAACGAAAUAACGAGGCCACGUUUUACACACUUUUUCGAAGAAAAUGCAUCGCGUCGAAGGGAGACGCGAAUUCGCGUUCUCGGUCUCGAAGGAAAGUAUUAAAGAAAAACAGCACCGUACUCUCGCGCGUUUAGGUAAAUUUGUAUUCCGAUAGAUUCUACGAGGAUAGUCCCGUCUUUCCUGAUAAUCUGGAGACGAUAAUCCGUGCUGAGCUCUACGAGACCGCGAAACCGUGAAAUAUAAAGAUUGGACGAUUCGUUCUCCGACCGUCGAUUUUCGCAUACUUCGCGAACACGCGAACGUCCGCAGUCCAUUGCCGUGAAUUUUCGUUGGAUUUCGUUCGAAUAUUUAAACGGAGGAAUUAAGGUUAAAAUUACGUGUAGCCUUAGAUUUUGUAUGAUACUACUCAUCUUCGAUGAGAAGGAUUAAGACGCUAAAAAGAUAAAGAAAAUAUAUUAUAUAUAUAUAUUAUAUAUAUAUAUUGUAUCUAUGAAAUGUACGUGUAACGGAUAAAAAAAAGAACAAAAUGUUGUCGUUCGUCGAUCACAAAGCACGGCGCGUGGUGUCGCGAUUGACGAACGUCACAGGGAAUGAUGUAGCGGCGUCGAUCAUCGAAUCAUCCUUUUUGUAUGAAAUUCGAAAACGGUGGAAAAAAAGAGCGAAACGAAAUGAAUGAAGAGCGAGAGAGAGAGAGAGAGAGGACGAUGAAGAAUUGUAAAGCGAUAUCGGUAACGGUGCACUCGAUGUGAAAGGAAAUACACGACACAAUAAUGAGCCAUA